AAUAGAGGAGUUGGCAUUUUAUCCGUCUGUACGUAGCUCACACUAUAGUUUGGGAAUGCAAAGGCAAUUGAUGUCAAAACUGAGGUGGUGUUACGAUGUAACGUUUGAGCGUUAAAGUUUGGAAACAAAGUAGUUCCCAAGAGAACUCGAUGCUUCCGCCGGCGUCUUCCUCCGCGACCUGCCACAGCCAACAUGGCGUCGCUAGUCCUUCACACAGUGCCAAAGAACUUAAGACACAUCAAACAUGGACUUUGGAUGAACGCCCAGCUUCGUGUCUCUGUCAGGAACAUGUCUGCGUUCCAAGACAGCUGGUUCAAGUCUCUCUUUGUGAGAAAGGUGGACCCCAGAAAGGACGCCCACUCACACCUGCUGGCCAAGAAGGAGGACAACAACCUGUACAAGAUCCAGCUUCACAACGUGAAGCCCGAGUGCCUCGAUGCUUACAACGACCUCUGUGAGGGGGUGUUGCCCUCUAUCCACGCUGACCCCGAAUACCCCUGUGAGCUUGUAGGAACAUGGAACACUUGGUAUGGAGAACAGGACCAAGCAGUUCACCUGUGGAGGUAUCGAGGAGGUUACCCCGCCCUUACGGAGGUGAUGAGCAAACUCAGGCAGAACAAGAUGUUUCUGGAAUUCAGACAAGAGCGUGGGAAGAUGUUGUUGUCUCGCAGGAAUCAGCUGCUACUGGAGUUCAGCUUUUGGAAUGAACCUGUUCCUCGUCCCGGACCCAACAUCUACGAGCUGAGAUCCUACCAACUCAGGCCUGGCACCAUGAUCGAGUGGGGCAACUACUGGGCGCGCGCCAUCGAGAUUCGUCAGCAGAACCAAGAGGCAGUGGGUGGCUUCUUCUCCCAGAUCGGAAGUUUGUACCAAGUUCACCACUUAUGGGCCUACAAAGAUCUUCAGUCGAGGGAAAACAUCAGAAAUGCGGCCUGGCAGCGAGAAGGCUGGGACGAGGUGGUUUACUACACAGUGCCCCUCAUUCAGCACAUGGAGUCGAGAGUCAUGAUUCCCAUGAAGAGCUCGCCCCUGAAGUAAGCCCCCCCCCAUCGUGAUCACCAGAGACGCUUUUGCUUCUAGAAGCUGACCUGCAAUCUUCAUCACCAACAUCCUUGUCCUCUUUUGAUGAAGACACACCAACUGACCGAUUGAUUGAUUGUUUGAUUGACAGGCGCUUAUCACUAACAUAGAUGUUUAACCA
This is a messenger RNA of Doryrhamphus excisus (bluestripe pipefish), 1201 nucleotides long. Its product is annotated as protein NipSnap homolog 2-like. The record is from RefSeq and is a predicted model, not a curated record. NCBI's taxonomy places the organism in Eukaryota, Metazoa, Chordata, Actinopteri, Syngnathiformes, Syngnathidae. Gene Ontology annotation, cellular component: mitochondrion.